Talaromyces amestolkiae is the source of this 654-nucleotide messenger RNA. RefSeq lists its product as uncharacterized. Lineage: Eukaryota; Fungi; Ascomycota; Eurotiomycetes; Eurotiales; Trichocomaceae. Gene Ontology annotation, molecular function: protein binding. The coding region runs from base 1 to 654 and encodes 217 amino acids. The record is from RefSeq and is a predicted model, not a curated record. Gene Ontology annotation, cellular component: preribosome, large subunit precursor; nucleolus; nucleus. Gene Ontology annotation, biological process: ribosomal large subunit biogenesis; ribosome biogenesis; endonucleolytic cleavage in ITS1 to separate SSU-rRNA from 5.8S rRNA and LSU-rRNA from tricistronic rRNA transcript (SSU-rRNA, 5.8S rRNA, LSU-rRNA). The transcript is spliced from 4 exons.
AUGGCUACUACCACUGAAAUGAUGGAGGUGGACACUGUCAAACCGAAGAAUGCCAAGCUGCCCAUUGUCGUCCAAAAAGAGAAUCCAUAUACAUUCGACCUCGGCCACCUUCUCGCACAAGACCCCAAUCCUCUCGUGAUCCCCAGGUCGGAUAAUGUCAAUGAGACUUUGAAAGCAGUAGCACGAGAUGGUGCGCAAUCACUACUCAACCAACUUCUCACUACAUGCCCCGUAACGUCAAACGCAAAGGACGGCGUUCUAAUGACUCUCCCUCCUCCUAACACACUGCUUCCACGAUUCAAGCCUCUACCCAAACCCAAAGAACCCACAAAAUGGGAUCUCUUCGCCCGUAAGAAAGGAAUCGGCAAAUACAGCAGCAAACCGGGCGCCGCCAUGGCCGAAAAGGAGCGACGCAAGAAACUCGUCUAUGACGAAGCGAGUGGUGAAUGGGUCCCUCGAUGGGGCUACAAGGGCGCAAACAAGUCUGGUGAAAAUGAUUGGGCUGUUGAGGUGCCGGAUAAGGAUUGGAAGCAGGAGGCUGAAGGAAAGAUGAAUGUGCGUACUGCCGGAAGGGCGGAGAGGAAGGAAAGAAUCAAAAGAAAUGAGAGGAAGGAGAGAGCAAAUGAGCGGAGGACUCGGAAGUUCGGGGCUUGA